This is a messenger RNA of Eleginops maclovinus (Patagonian blennie), 2180 nucleotides long. It is a transcript of the gene sox7, whose product is annotated as SRY-box transcription factor 7. The record is from RefSeq and is a predicted model, not a curated record. Lineage: Eukaryota; Metazoa; Chordata; Actinopteri; Perciformes; Eleginopidae. The transcript has 2 exons. Bases 228 to 1427 code for a protein of 399 amino acids. Gene Ontology annotation, molecular function: DNA-binding transcription factor activity, RNA polymerase II-specific; RNA polymerase II cis-regulatory region sequence-specific DNA binding. Gene Ontology annotation, biological process: anatomical structure morphogenesis; regulation of DNA-templated transcription; cell differentiation.
CUCACAAGGAGGAGCCGCAGCUGAGCAUAUCUACCCAAACCUUUACUGACAUCUGACUGUCGCCUGUAGCUCUAGUGAUUCAGUCAGUGUUAAACACCGCUGGAUUUUAUAAAAGCAGCUUCUGUAGUUUUUAAUCAGCCUUUAGUGAACAUCCACAGAGAACAGAAGUUAUCAGAGAGACGAGAGUGAGAAGCGCAUCCUAAAUUUGGAGAGGAGAGAGCGCGCAGAUGGCAGCCCUCAUUAGCGCGUACUCGUCGUGGCCGGAGUCCUUCGAGUGUCCUCCAGGAGAUGGGGACGUGUCGGACGGACACGGCUCGCACAGAACCCCCGCGGACAAGGCUCCGGAGCCGCGGAUCAGACGGCCCAUGAACGCGUUCAUGGUGUGGGCCAAAGAUGAGCGCAAGCGGCUGGCGGUUCAAAACCCAGACCUGCACAAUGCCGAGCUCAGCAAAAUGUUGGGCAAGUCAUGGAAGGCCCUGACUCCCCCUGAUAAGAGGCCCUAUGUUGAGGAAGCAGAAAGGCUCCGGGUGCAGCACAUGCAGGACUACCCCAACUAUAAGUAUCGGCCACGCCGGAAGAAACAGCUGAAACGCAUCUGCAAGCGAGUGGACCCCGGCUUCCUGCUGAGCGGGCUGGCCCCUGAUCAGAACGCCCUGCCCGAGCAGCGGGCCCUCUGUCACCCCCUGGACAAAGACGAGGGCAGCCCUAACGGCCUCAGGAGCGGCUUCUCUAGCCCCAGCCCGGCAUUGCCCAGCGUCCGAAGCUUCAGGGACCCAGCCCCCUCCAGCAGCAGCUUUGACACCUACCCCUAUGGCCUGCCCACCCCCCCUGAGAUGUCCCCCUUAGAUGCCAUGGACCACGAGCAUGUCCCCCCCUCUUAUUAUUCAACAUCUGGUAGCUCCUCCUGCUCUUCCUCCUGCCCAGACGACCACCACCAGAAUCAUCACAUGGGCAGCCCGCCCCCGUACCACACUGACUAUUCUCAGACCCAGAUCCACUGUGGGACACACAUGGGUCACAUCGCUCACAUGUCCCAAAGUGGUGGGGGACUGAUCCACGGCCCCCCGCUGUCUUACUACAGUACCUCAUCUUUCGCCCAGAUCCACCACGGGCUCCACCAGGGUCACCUGGGUCAGCUGUCCCCCCCGCCAGAGACCCAGGGUCACCUGGAGACUCUGGACCAGCUGAGUCAGGCCGAGCUUCUGGGUGAGGUGGACCGCAAUGAGUUUGACCAGUACCUGAACUCCAAUGGGCCCGGGUUCCACCCCGAGCAGGGCAGCAGCAUGACUGUUACAGGACACAUCCAGCUGACGUCUCCCAAUGCUGGUUCUGUCACUGCGUGUCCCAGCAGCUCCUCAGAAACCAGCCUCAUUUCAGUUCUCGCAGACGCAACGGCGGCCUACUACAACAACUACGGCAUCUCGUAAGCUCACAUUACACUUGGGGCUGAUCAGAGACACUAUGGGGUUUAAAUGGGGGGAAGACAUUUGGGAUGAUGUUGCACUUGGCUGCCAGUCAGAGAAAAGUUUUGGUGCUCUUAUCUGUAAUUUCAAAUCUUGUAUAAGCAUCCAUGAGCAACAUCACCCCAGCAUGAUUAAAACCUGAACUGAUCACUGAGCAAUAUGAUUGUCUGAAACCGAGGAAAGAACAAAGAGCAAGCGGAGAAAUAUGAAAAAAAAGGAGAUGGACACCUCAGGGAUGCAGACACAAAAUACUAUAGUAUGCCACCUCCAGCUGUCAUGACAUUUCUAAACCAGAAGAACAAUCGUAAAGACUUUUUUUCCACUUGUAAAUGUCACCAGUUACUGUUUCCACUGCGGCAUGUACAGACGCUCUUUAGAAGCUAAUUUAAGUACUUCGAUGUUUUGCAUAAAUGCUACUGUAAUGCUAUAAUUGACGCUUUCCAUACGAAUGUUUGUAUUAUAUGUUCUCGCUCUCAUUAGCUUGGGAGUUUUACCUCACUAGUUGUAAUUGAUUGAGGUUUUAGUUGGCCAUUUCUUAUGCAAUUUAACAGAAUGGUGUAUAAUGAAGAAAAAAGGCGUUUAUACUUCUUCCCAAGUACUUAAUAAUAUAUAAUCAUAACCUCUACGAUGAAAAAUAAUAAUGGUAACUAUAAAUGUAUGCUGAUUUAGGUUUGUGAAAGACAGUAAUUUAAAAUAAAGUUCCAUUUUUUAUAUUAA